Molecule: messenger RNA, 1128 nt
Organism: Colletotrichum karsti
Lineage: Eukaryota; Fungi; Ascomycota; Sordariomycetes; Glomerellales; Glomerellaceae
Product: nitrilase
Exons: 1
Coding region: 1-1128 (375 amino acids)
Molecular function (GO): catalytic activity
Source: RefSeq, a predicted model, not a curated record
AUGUCGACUCCAAUUCGCAUCGCCACAUGUCACGUCUCGCCCGUCUUCCUCUCCGCCCGACGAACAACCGACAAGGCCAUCUCUCUCAUUGAGCAAGCGGCCAAGAAUAACGCCAACCUCGUCGUCUUCCCCGAAACAUACAUCUCAGCAUUCCCAAUCUGGUCGGCCCUCAGACCACCAACCGACAAUCAUGACCUCUUCAAACGCAUGGCCCUCGAGUCCGUCUACGUCGAUGGCGACGAGGUCAACGCCAUACGCAACACGGCCAAGAAGCUGAACGUCAUGGUCAGCGUGGGUAUCUCGGAGAAGGUGCGCUCGAGCAGCGCGACGCUCUACAACUCCAACGUCAUCAUCGGCAGCGACGGCGAGAUCUUGGUUCACCACCGGAAGCUUAUGCCGACCUUCUUUGAAAAGUUGACCUGGGCGCCUGGUGAUGGGUACGGGCUGCGGCUGGCCGAGACGCGGUUUGGCAAGAUUGGGAACUUGAUCUGCGGCGAGAACACGAACCCUCUCGCGAGAUACGCCUUGAUGUCGCAGGGAGAGCAGAUUCACAUCUCGACAUGGCCUGCGAUUUGGCCUACGAGAAUCCCGGCGCCAAAAGCUUCCUCUGGGAGUGAGGGGGGUUCCAGCGUGGCCAAGGGAGCCAACUACGACAACGUUGCUGCGAACAGAACCCGUGCUGCAGCGCACUGCUUCGAGGCGAAGUGUUUCGGGGUUCUCUGCUCAGGGGUUCUUGGCGAAGAUGCUGUCGAUAUCAUAUCGUCGGGUUCAAGCCAAGCUGAGGCUGUUGCCCAGGCGCUGCAGAACUCCCAGCGCGGUGCAACCAUGUUCUUGGAUCCGGCAGGGUCGUUGCUGCAGGGAUUCACGAUUGACGCGGACACGAAAGAGCAGAAGUCUGUUGAGUUCCUGCAGGCCUCGGAGGACAUUCUGUAUGCGGAUAUGGACGUUGGGGAUUGUAUCGAGGGCAAGCAGUAUCACGAUGUUGUCGGAGGAUAUCAGCGGUUAGAUGUGUUUGACUUGAAGGUUGAUAGGAGACGACGCGAGCCGGCGACCUUUACGGGUGAUAUUCUGGAUGUAAAAAUAACCAGCAGCGAAGAUUCUGGAGCGUAUAAAACCUCCGAUCAGUAG